AUGACGUCACCAGAGCAGAGAGACCCCAGGAACACAGGCGUCAACUGCGGGGGGCUAUAUUAUCAGACGCAGAAUGGUGGUAGGUGUGGAGUGUGCGGUGACCCAGUGGGAGGGCCUUUCAAACACGAAAUUCCAGGACCGAAUGUGAAAACGUACAAACAGGGCGAGACAAUCAACGUCGAACUAGUAAUAACGGCCAAACACAUGGGCUGGCACGAGUUUCGCAUCUGCAAAAACGACGACAAGACCAGGGUGACGCACGAGUGUAUGGAUAAGAACCUCCUAGUUAUACCACUGAAGGAUGGAACGACCGUCACUCGCAUAUUUGAGCCAGAUGAUGGACGUUUCGUCAGCUCGACUAUGUACCCGUUCGUGGGUAGUGGGUCCACUUUAGUGAUACCGGUCAAAUUACCGCCAGAUCUGACCUGUGACCAUUGUGUGUUCCAGUGGAAGUGGCACUGUGGUAACAAUUGGGGUCCAGGAGGGAAAGGGACGGGACCACAGGAGGAGUUUUUUGGUUGCGCCGACAUCGCAAUAGAGGGCACUGCAGCUCCACCGACCACGACAACCCUGCUUCCUCCUCUGCCAAGUCUGGAACAACCUUCAGACACGGGACAUCAAAUGAAGAUGGGGUGUUGGUUCACCAGCUGGGCACAGCACAGACCAGGAGGGGGGCAGUUCCUUCCAGCCGAUAUUGACCCCAACCUCUGCACCCAUAUAUACUAUGCAUUCGCCAAGAUAAAUUUUGACGGAACUAGCUACGAGCUGAAAACUGUGGAAUCGAAUGACCAAGACCACAUGGAGCAGGUUGUGAAGCUGAAAACCCGCAACCCAGCUCUGAAGGUUCUGCUGGCAGUCGGCGGCUGGAGCCAUCCCUUGGAGAUCUUCAACGAGCUGUCAAAAACCACCGAAUCCAGGAGAGAUUUCAUAAGCAAAGCAAUCCGCUUUUUAAGAGUGUACGGGUUCGAUGGCCUGGAUUAUGACUGGGAGUACCCGGGGGAUGUUGGCCGUGGAAGUCCCCCAGAAACGAAGCAGUCUUUCUCAGAUCUAGUCAAGGAAACGAGGCUUCGUUUCCAACAAGAGGCCGAAGUUAAAGGCAAGAGACGAUUACUAGUUACAGCAUCGGUAGGAGUAACAGAUGAGAAAAUUAACGACGGUUACAAUAUAGCAGUGAUGAACAAAUACCUUGAUUGGACAAACCUGAUGACCUAUGACCUUCACGGGGCGUGGGAUGGCUAUCUAGGUCACCACGCUGCCUUGUUUGCCAGAUCGGAUAAUUCAGGGACCCAGGAUACUCUCAACAUUGACUAUAUCGUCCGGAAUUGGAUAAAGAAAGGCUACGAUCCCAGCAGGCUUGUUCUUGGGGCCGUUUCUUACGCGCGCACCUUCACCAUGACUGACAGUAAUGCCUACUCGCCGGGAGAUAGAGCAACUGGUGCGGGACUCGCCGGACCCUAUACCAAACAUGCAGGAUUUCUUGGUUACAAUGAGAUUUGUGAGCAGAGUGGCUGGGACGAAGUCUUUGACCCUCAGAUGAAGGUACCAUAUGCAUAUAAACCAGACACGAAACAGUGGGUGGGAUAUGACGACCCGAAAAGCAUGGACUUGAAGGCCGCCUACGUUUGCAAGAUGGGUCUUGGAGGGCUCCACGUGUGGGCGAUGGACAUGGACGACUUCACAGGGAGGUCCUGCAACGAGGGGAGAUAUCCUCUCUUUACUGCUGCCAAGGAGGGUCUAAAGAAAUGUUCCACUGCCGGAAAUCCGGGGCCCGGCACAAGACCGCCUUCAGCCAAUAGAAUGAACUUCCGGUGUGGACCAAUAGCUGUUUGGUGCGAGGCUGGGAAAAGAUGCCUAAAGCCUCGCCAAUGUCUGUCCUUGACACGAUCAAGAAGGAAAUGA
Messenger RNA from Lingula anatina, 1899 nucleotides. RefSeq names its product chitotriosidase-1-like. Gene Ontology annotation, biological process: carbohydrate metabolic process; chitin catabolic process. The record is from RefSeq and is a predicted model, not a curated record. Gene Ontology annotation, molecular function: chitinase activity; chitin binding. Gene Ontology annotation, cellular component: extracellular region. Lineage: Eukaryota; Metazoa; Brachiopoda; Lingulata; Lingulida; Lingulidae.